Siniperca chuatsi (mandarin fish) is the source of this 4395-nucleotide messenger RNA. RefSeq names its product ring finger protein 13 (gene rnf13). Gene Ontology annotation, cellular component: cytoplasm; nucleoplasm. Gene Ontology annotation, biological process: ubiquitin-dependent protein catabolic process; positive regulation of DNA-templated transcription; protein ubiquitination. The transcript has 10 exons. Bases 341 to 1483 code for a protein of 380 amino acids. Gene Ontology annotation, molecular function: ubiquitin protein ligase activity; zinc ion binding. The record is from RefSeq and is a predicted model, not a curated record. Lineage: Eukaryota; Metazoa; Chordata; Actinopteri; Centrarchiformes; Sinipercidae.
UGUAGAGCAGUGCAUGUGGCGGAAGUUUGCGCUCUCACAGGAGCUAGCGGAUGGGGAUUAAAUUGUAACGUUUAUGUUCAUAUCCUCGUACCCACCAAAAUCUUCGGUGUUGUACAUGUUCGUUGAUACGACGUAUAGUAAAGGACAGCGAUGUCCCUGCCAGCAGGUAGGUUCCUGGACAAGAUAAACCGCCAGGCAGAAAUAAAGGUGUGACGACAGCAGGCGGUAUAUAGAGGUUCCACUGCAGGCCAGUGUGCAUGGUCAUUUGUGUGUGUGUUUAUGGUUGUGUAUGUUUAUGAGUGAGUGGCAUAGCAGCGGGGGGUUGUAAUGUGAUGCCAAGAUGCUGCUGUCCCUGGGAAUGCUGAUGCUGUCGGCCACGCAGAUUUAUACCAUCUUCACUGUUCAGCUCUUCGCCUUCCUCAACCUGCUGCCUGUGGAGGCCGACAUCGCCGCUUACUCAUUUGACAACAAAACAGAGAACUUUGAUGACCUGCCAGCAAGAUUUGGCUAUCGGCUACCCAGCGACGGACUGAAGGGCUUCCUGAUUGGGGCGCGACCAGAAAAUGCGUGCCAGCCCAUCGAGCCCCCUCCGAGGGACAACUUGACGGGCGCCUUCAUCGUCCUCAUCAAGCGCUUCGACUGCAACUUUGACAUCAAGGUCCUCAAUGCUCAGAAAGCCGGGUACAAGGCAGCCAUUGUUCACAAUGUGGACUCUGAUGACUUAAUCAGCAUGGGAUCCAAUGAUUUGGAUGUUAUGAAGCAGAUAGAUAUUCCCUCUGUGUUUGUGAGUGAGGAGACUGCCAACUCUCUGAAAGAAGACUACACGUAUGACAAGGGGGGACAUGUGGUCCUCAUGCCAGACUUCAGCCUGCCGCUCGAAUACUACCUGAUCCCCUUCCUCAUCAUUGUGGGAAUCUGCCUCAUCCUCAUUGUUGUUUUCAUGAUCACCAAGUUUGUCCAGGAUCGUCACAGGGCUCGGAGGAGCCGCCUGCGCAAAGAUCAACUAAAGAAACUUCCCAUCCACAAGUACAAGAAAGGGGACAACUAUGAUGUAUGUGCCAUCUGCCUGGACGAAUAUGAAGAAGGUGACAAACUCAGAGUCCUGCCAUGUUCUCAUGCCUACCACAGUAAGUGUGUGGACCCCUGGCUGACCAAAACUAAGAAGACGUGUCCGGUGUGCAAGCAGAAAGUGGUCCCCUCGCAGGGUGACUCUGAUUCAGAGGAUGGAGAGAGCAGCGUUGAAGAGAACGAGGACGUGUCGGAGAGCACCCCGCUGCUGCGCUCUCUGGCCUCCACCAGCGCCCACUCCUUCGGCACCAUGUCGGGAGCAUCGCGCUCAGAGCAUGACCAGGAGUCUUCCGAGUACGAAGACGACGAGCUGGACAGCAGCGACAGCGAGGAAGAGGUCACCGUGGAGACUGUGGUGGUGCAGAUGCAGCAGCCCUGCUCUGAAGGCCCCGAGCACGACCUGCCCCGAGUUUGACUGAUUGUUGUCCGGCCUGAUUGGUUGCUAAAUCCCCAACCUCACAGCUGCAGAGACUUUCGCUGGGGUCACGAACCAGAUUCAUCAUCCGAGUUCUUCUGUCACUGCUUACAAGACAUUGUAAUGUAUCCUCGCUACAAAUACAAAUCUUAUGUUUUAUUUUUAACAUGAUUAUGGAUAAAGUUCUGAUUUCCAAGUGUGCGACAGGAAGUCAGUGAGCAUGUCUUUAGGGACUGCUUGGCAGAUUUGACAGGCCUGGUGACAUAGAUGUACAGUAGACUGUUAUACUGUACUCUAUUUAGUCAUUAAAAGAUGAUACAGAGAUGAGUCCAGAGGUCCCAGACACACAAGCUCACACUUGACACAAAGUUCAGUAAAAGUACUGUGUAGAUAAAAAGUAUAGAUCACAAUAAGUUACAUCUUUACCUUUGAUUAUCUCCUGUCCUACAUGUUUGAGAUGAUGGGGAAGUUUCAUUAUUGUACAUACAUGUUCAUGCUACACUGAGACACCUUGAACCGCUAUGCAGCAUCCUUUUUGUAAAAUUAAACUAAAAUUAAGCAAGUAUAGAAACAUUUUAAAGCCACAGCAAAUAUGGUUUUGCCAAUUUAUUUCUAGCCUGAUGUAUGAAGGACUUUGGGUGCUGCUGUUUGUGCCAUGGUUUAUCUGUUAGAACGACUCACACUAAGAGAAACACAUUUGAAGCAAAUAAUGUGCUCUCCAUGUGACGCCACAUUAUGUUGUGUUACGCUGGUUGGAAAUGUGGAGAGACAAUUGAGUGAAAACUGUGUCCACGCUGCCUGUGGUAAACUUCUUUUGGCUGCUCCAGACCUAUCACUUCAUUUAACACGAGCAGUUAUUGGUUGAUAGGCCUUGUUAUACACAUUUGACUGACCUUAUCUCAUUUUAAUACGGUUUAUAGUAAAUAUGCUAGUUUGUUUGUUUUCAUAACAUGGCUUUGUUUUUUUGUUCAUGAAACCUGUUGCCUUUUUCAGUUUAUACAUUUUGUCUGGUUAGUGUUUCCCUGCUCAUGUAUGUACUCAAAUCUGAAUUCACUUCAAUAAAAUUUAAAUGACACUUGACAAGGAAACAGUAAUUUACUUUUUCAUGAUGUAAUACAGCCAACUAUCCAACAUCCAUACCAAUUUUUCUGCUUCCAAGAGACCUGUUGUCUGUACGUGCGGAUGACUGCAGAUUUUUGUCGUAAGAUAUUCAACCGCAGUGUGUUCAUCUGGGGUUUAAACAAGAAACCACGUAAGCUCUGGUAAACUUCAGUGUAAUGACUUGAUUAUCAGCCUGCUUAAGUCUGGCAUGGCUCAUUAGCAAGUGGAAAUUAUAGGACCUACAUUUGUCAAAUAUCAUUAAUUUCUCAGUUGAAGUGGGGUUUAAAGUGCCGACCAUGAACCUCCCUGGUUGUCUGGCUGGGGACCUUUGUUGCGUGUCAUUAACCAUCUCAAUUUCCUGUUGGCUAUAUAGUAAAAGGCAUAAAAUGCCAUAAGAAAUAAGUUCAUAAAGAUGGGGUUUUCCCUGCCUUCAAAUGUGCCUCCAGCAUAAGUGAAAACACCACUAGAUGACAAUCUCAUCCCGAGGUCCAUUUAGUAGCUGUUCUGGAGCUUCCAAUCACAUCACAUGACCUCACCCCUAUCAGCAAAUAGUUCGCCCAGUUGUCAUGGAAAUGCAACAGGGCAAAAGAUGUUUAAAUUAACAUUUAUUCUUGGCUUCAAAGUUGAGUUCAAGUCUCCAUUUGCUGAUACCAUGUGAUAUGACAGGUUUGCUGUCACAAUGAAACAUGACUUUAAAAAGGAAUCAAAGUUUUUGUCCUGGGGCCUGUCUCCAGAAGCAGGAUUACUGAAUGGGCUGAAAAACUGCACGGCUCUUUAAAUUAGUCCAGAAUUCAGAUGGUUCCAGGUUUUACACUGCACCAGUCAUGCCAACACUUCAGUAAUCUGAGAGACUUUUCUCCAAUAGACUGAUUCAGUUUAAAUAUCUCAAAUUUUUGACAUUUUGUCUUUAAUUUGACAUGAGGCCUAAACCCACUUCAUGAGGAAGACCUGCUGUUUGCCUUUUGGACAGAACCAGGCAAACUGCCCCCCCCUCCCAAAAAAAAAAAAAAAAACAAAACACCAGAAAUGAAAGUGGUAUCAAUCUUCUCAUUUGACUCUUAGCAAGAGAGCAAAUAAGGAUAUUUCCCAGAACGUUGAAACUAUUCCUUAAAAAGGGGCAAUGUUCAGAGCAAAAAACAAAAAGGAAACAUUUAUCUGGUUGGAAUAAAUUUAUUUGAUCUGUCUGUAAACAAGGUGAUAAAUCAAUUCAUGGCAUUUCUUGGUUUUAUGCAUAUGAAAUCAGAUGCAUUAAAGAGACUAUCCCAGAUGUAAGAAAAAAAAAAGUGGUGAGGAAAAGGAAAUGAACAUAAAUCAGCAAACAGGACUUGAAACAGGUAGUUGUUUUUUUUGUUGUUUUUUUUUUUAUGAGUACACAUAUCCCACAAGGCCUAAACAGUGGAGCUGAAGCAAAAAAAAUAAAAUAAAAAAAAUAAAAAAAAGUGUCAAUGAAAUGACUUAGUGGACAGUGGGUAAAAUCCAUCUUACAACAGCAACAGAUCUCUAUAUUAUGGCACAGGAUACACAGGUUCUGCAGUUUUGACAAGACAACCAUAAGCGUCUUUGUUCAAACAAAUUCCAUCUCCCAUUGAGUGUCAUUUCUACUUUUGAAGUGUUUAUUUUUUUCAGUUGGACGUUACAGUUAGCAGUACUGAGCAUGGACAGACCGUGUGAUACCCCAGAGCUCAGCUGACUAUAAAGUAGAAGGCAAUUUAUUCCACAGUUUUGUAGUUGUCAACACAGCAUGGGUUUGUACAAAUGCAGUCGUUUGUUUUCUAAACAGUAAAGAAAAACAAAACGGAAAAAAAAAAAAA